AUGGCCAAAUGUGUUUUCUUUGAAUUAAUGAUUCGCAGAAUUUCUGCUGUUCUUAGGCAAUUCUACUGUGAUUACUGUGAUGUCUAUUUAACUCAUGAUUCUACUAUUGAAUUCUUAGAGGACAUUCCUCUUCCUCUCGUCCAAGAUUGCUCCCAAUUGGCUAAAGUAAACAGUAUUCGAGGGAGCAAGUUGACGUCUACAUCUGUAGUGUACACCAAGUGGUCUAAUCUACUGAAAACCUCAAAAAUGGAGGCGGGAGAAGUUGCCUACCACGACCCAUCGAUGCUGUGCCACAUCGAUGUUUCACGUGAUAACCAGACCAUCAGAAGACUCUAUAAAAGUCGAAAGUCUGUUAAAAUGACGGAAAUGAUAAAAUGGAGUGAAGAAAAGAACGAGGAGAGACAUAAACUUGCUCGUGCUGCCGAGCUGAGGAGGAGAGAAGAGGAGAAGGUCAAGAUUCGAGAGGCGAGACUGAGAAGUGACAUUGAGUUGCUGGGAAGCUGUUUUAUUUCUAUAGAUCGUACAAGUCCGUGA
Messenger RNA from Octopus sinensis (East Asian common octopus), 534 nucleotides. Its product is annotated as coiled-coil domain-containing protein 25 homolog. The transcript has 3 exons. Gene Ontology annotation, molecular function: zinc ion binding. Bases 1 to 534 code for a protein of 177 amino acids. Lineage: Eukaryota; Metazoa; Mollusca; Cephalopoda; Octopoda; Octopodidae. The record is from RefSeq and is a predicted model, not a curated record.